AUGAAGGAGAGUGACCGGCAGAUAUUCUUUGAUGUCAACACCACCUAUAGCUCUACGGAGACGGAUGAGGAGAUAUCUGGGAUGUUCGACGACAAGGUGUUCCCUGAAGACUCGCUUGGAGGAGGGGAUUUUCUUAAGCUUGAGGAGGAGUUGAAGAAAGUAAGGAGCAUUAAGAAGCCAUGA
Encephalitozoon cuniculi GB-M1 is the source of this 183-nucleotide messenger RNA. RefSeq lists its product as uncharacterized. NCBI's taxonomy places the organism in Eukaryota, Fungi, Microsporidia, Unikaryonidae. The transcript has a single exon. The coding region runs from base 1 to 183 and encodes 60 amino acids. The record is from RefSeq and is marked provisional.